Messenger RNA from Ogataea polymorpha, 5734 nucleotides. RefSeq lists its product as uncharacterized. The transcript has a single exon. Bases 1 to 1263 code for a protein of 420 amino acids. Gene Ontology annotation, cellular component: cytosol; intracellular membrane-bounded organelle; membrane. Gene Ontology annotation, molecular function: oxysterol binding. Gene Ontology annotation, biological process: exocytosis; maintenance of cell polarity; piecemeal microautophagy of the nucleus. Lineage: Eukaryota; Fungi; Ascomycota; Pichiomycetes; Pichiales; Pichiaceae. The record is from RefSeq and is a predicted model, not a curated record.
AUGUCGUCCACUUCUGCAUCUUGGACUGCUUUUAUCAAGAGUUUGGCAUCCUACAACGGAGACCUGUCGUCGCUGACUGCGCCGCCUUUUAUCCUCUCGCCGACGUCCUUGGUGGAGUAUUCCCAGUACUGGUCCGAACAUGUUGAUCUGUUUCUGGCCCCUAACUUCAUCCAACAAGAAAUCAAUGACGUGGACUCUGUUGAGCUCAAGCACAUGGUUGCCGUUCUGCGCUGGUUCAUUUCCACCCUGAAAAGCCAGUACUGUUCUCGAGCCGAGACGCUUGGUGGCGAGAAGAAACCUCUAAACCCAUUCUUAGGCGAAUUGUUUGUUGGUAAGUGGACUGAUGAGUCACCUUCCAAAACCUUCGGAGAAACACUGCUGGUGAGCGAACAGGUCAGCCACCAUCCACCUAUCACGGCCUACGCAAUCCAAAAUAAAACUAAUAAGACCACUCUCCAGGGCUACAACGGAGUUAGAGCUUCCAUGUCGGCAACCGCAUUGAACGUGAGACAAUACGGCCAUGCUUUGCUAAGCUAUGAGAAUCUCAAUGAGAAAUACCUGAUCACCCUACCACCCCUCCAUAUCGAAGGUAUAUUGAUGGCAGCUCCUUUCGUCGAACUAGAACAAAAGUCUUACAUCCAGUCAUCGACAGGAUACGUUGCGGUCAUCGAAUACUCUGGCAGGGGCUAUUUUUCUGGUAAGAGCAACAGCUUCAAAGCCAGAAUCUACAAGAACAUUAGCGAGGCUGAGGACAAGACGAAGGCUCUAUACACCGUCAGUGGCCAGUGGUCGGGCGUCUCGUCCAUAUCAAGAGGUAACGCUGUUGCUUCCGAUGCACAAGUGUUCUUCGAUGCCAAUAACUCCAAACCUCAACAUCUGACGGUCAAGCCUAUCGAAGAGCAAAGCCCGCUGGAAAGCAGAAGAGCCUGGCAGAAAGUUGCCGAUGCGAUCAGGGCUAAUGAUUACAAUUUGAUCCACGAAGAAAAGACAAAGAUCGAAAAUGAACAACGCGAGCUGCGCAAGAAAGAAGCUGCUGAUGACACUCCUUGGAAACAGAAAUUUUUUGAGGAAAUUGACUAUACAACUCUGACAGAAGAAGAUGACGAAACGGGAUAUAUCAAGCUUGCCAACAUGGCAAACUUGUCGCUGAAAAACGUUCCCUCCGGUACCAGAAAGGGCUCGUCUAAAGACAAUGAAACCGAAGCAGGGUCUCACUGGAGAUUCUGUACCGAAAGGUUAGAUACCACAGAUAUCGUUUUCUAAUUAUACCGGAGUGUGCUCUCCUGCGAGCUCCGUAGUAGAGCUGUUGCUCGAGUCACUGAACGCUUCAUUCCGGAUAGCUUGAAUCCAUGGAUCUUGUAGAAGCUCCACUGCAGUGAGACGCUUUGUUGGAUCAAUAUCCAGACACUUCGCCAGGAAGUGCUGUCCUUGAAUGCUUAAUUGGUCGUUGCUUGGGAAUUGAGGGAGAUGUCCUGCAGCAAUAUGAUACAUGACAGCAAAUUCGUUGUCCAGAUUAGCCCAUGGUCGUCUUCCAGUGGCCAUUUCCAGUAAGCAGCAACCCAAUGACCAGAUAUCAAUGGCACCAAACUUGCCUAUCGUUUCUCCCCUGAUUGUUUCCGGCGACAUGUACAUCGGCGUACCAGUCAACGCUUGUGUUUUGCGGCCGGAAUGGAGGAUCGAAUUCAAAGUGGCAGUACCGGAACCGCUGCCAUUACCCCCGCUGCUGGAUGAGCCACCUGUUGUAUUUGAGGUGUUGCCGUGUGCAGCCAUUGCGAUCACUUUAGCAGAACCGAAGUCAACAAAUUUAAUGACACCCAUGUGGUCCAGUAGUAUGUUUUCUGGUUUGAUGUCUCUAUGCACAAUACCAAACUGAUGGAGAUACGCAAGACCUUCGAGCAUCUGAAGUGUAUAGAGUUGAAUCACCGAUUCGUCUUCAAUACGACCGUACUCCAACAAACUUGCCAAUGAUCCACCACUGCAGUACUCCAUGAAAAUGUAAACUCGGUCCCGAUGAACUUCGACACCGAAAAAUUGAACAAUAUUAGGAUGCGACAACAUUUCCAACACAGUCAUCUCACCCUUAAUGGCCGGCACAAUGGAUUUGAUAGACUGUCUAUCCUGGAACCGGAUUUCUUUCACCGCUAAGGCUCCUCCAGUGUCCAGAUUAAUUGAUGCAUAAACUGAACCAAAUGUUCCCCCACCCAGGAAUUUACCUUUCUGCCAUCUGAUGGAGACCGAUGAGAAAGAUGAGGCAAGGUAGGUCAGGAAUUGGUUAUCGGUAUCCGUAUCAUCCAGGACACGGCCAACAGAUUGUUGCUCGACUUGUAGCAAUCUUCUCUCUUCUUCUAGGCGGCCAAUUUGGUACAUGAUGUGUUCUCUCAAUGAACUUAGGCUUUCAUCAUCAAGCGUGAAUAAAUCUUUUUCUGAGAUGGAAUGGUAAUUGAGCAUUCUCUUUUUUUGCAUUUCCUUGGUUCUGGCCCCCAUGAUAUCGAAAUGAGAAAUCAAUAGAGACAUGCACCCUGCAACUUUGUCCUUCAAUCUGUAGAACUUCUCGCUGUCUAAAGUUAGAAUGUUGAAUCCAGUCGUUAUAUCCAUCGCAAACUCCAAAGCAGAGACACACCAUCUGAAUGUUUUAGGGUCUGUGGGUAUACAAUCAUCCACGAUAAAACUCAACCAUUCUAUAGCAAACUGUAACAGCUUCAAAAUGAGUACAGAUUUUCGUGCAUUGUCAAAGGUUCUCAAGAAAUCGCGACCUGAAUCCCGAAUGUAUGUGAACACGGUAUUUGCGAGCUCUUGCGUAUCUUCUAUUCCUCGACAUUGAUUUCUCACAGAAGGCACGGCAUCGAUAACAAAGCACGACAUUCUGAAAAACUGCUUGGAGAUGAGUUGGAGUUCUCUUUGCACUUUUGGCAAGGAGCAUCUCUUGCCAACAGCGGAGCCUAUAGUGUUUCCCACACAUUCUUUGAACCAAUUGGCACAGUCAUCAAUUUUGGAAGAAGAGCCACCUUUAGAAAUCAGCAAAACUUUUCCUUUGUCGAGAUUGCCAAUAGGUAAGGAGGUGAGAUCCAGUGGCAAAACGAUACCAUCCCACAUCAUCGCCUUGGCGGGAUAAACAACCAAAACAUAAUCAUAGCUCUCAUCAAACUCAUUUUGGUCCUCAUCAAAGUUUUCAGCUUCAGCAUAAAUAGGUUCAGCAUAGUAGGUAUAAUUAUCUGCUGCUUCCAUGUGUCUCUUGGGUAUUUUGCUGAAAUCCACACCGAGGUGCGAGCUCUUUAAGAUUCGGGAAACUUCAUAUGGCUUACUCGCAAUGGACUCCGAUGCAAAAACGUAAACACCUUCCUCCGCCAACUGCGCGUUGUGAUAGAGUACAUGAUUACUUUCUUUCAGCAUAUCCAAAAACUUCUUCAUGCGCGCACCGUUCAAAUUGUACAAUAUGGAAUUUUGGAAAUAGAAGUUGAGAAUAGCAUGGAAACGGAAGAACUUCCUUUUUAGUUGACCGAAGUUCUCCAUCAUGGAUGUGUACCAUCUCACCAUUUUAUGUUUGUCCAACGGAGUACCAUCGUAGGGAGGUCCCUGGAACUGAUGUUGCAUGUAUUGAUGUAGCCUAGCAACGAGCUUAGACGUUAAUAUGCUAAACUGAGUUGCAACCUCUGCAGCGCCGCCUUCAAUAUAGAACCCGAGGUUCUGAAGAAAAGACCAUUCGCGUUCAAGCUCUUCCGGCUCUUUGAAUGUUCUAAACGAUUUUGAUGACUUCGGAGAAUCCAACAGCUUUCUGUUCAACAACAGCAAAUAAUGAUGAACACACUCCAAAAUCGCGUUGUCAAAGUCUGCAUCUUGAUAGUCCAACGACGAUAUCCAGCCUUCACGAGGAGAACAAUACUCCAGGAAUGAUGUGCGAAUCUCUAGCGCGAGAGUGAUGUACAGCUUGAAAUCUUCAAGGACUUGGUCAAUCAUCAUCAUUGUUGGAUUUCUCAGUUUUUUGGCGUAUGAUAGUCUGGUGUUCACUAAUUCUUUCAUCAAUUUCGAGGGGAACAUUGCGAGAACCAAGAGGGAGUCAACAUAAGAGGGUAGAUUCAGUUUCUCAAAAUACUGCUGAUACUCAAGGUAAGACUCUUUUGCUUUGAAAGUCCAAUGUGCACAACUAGCAAAUAAUCUUUUGUUGAAUAGAUCCUCAAUAUCCUUCUCUUUCAUGAUUCUCUCCACAAAAGACCGAUCUUCCUUGAAUAUGUUUCCAUUCUUAUUCCUGGUAGAGCUUGUUUCACUGUCCGAGUGGUCCUGAUCAUCUUGGGAUUCUAGUUCAGGGAGUUCGCUAUUUGAGGACGAAGGUCCUGGAGAUCUUAGAAUAUCGAGAUCGUCGUUGCCAACCCAUUUCCUCAAAACGUCAGAUUCUCGCUGAAUAGCGCACGUAAUGGAGGUCCAUGCAAUAAGAGCGUGCAAGCGGGACGUAAAUUCAGGCGUCCCACACAAGGGUUUCUCAUUUUCCAUUUCUUUCUGUGUUCUCCAAAGUUCUUGACAACGUUCAUACCUAUCAAGUAAAUCAUUGACUUUGUCGAACCCAAACUUGACUUGUGUGAUAUACGGCGAAUUUUGUAUGUCUUCCGGCAUUUCAAGUCUAAAAUUCAUGAUUUCAUCAAGGAUUUCAUCAACAAGACCCCUAUGAUAUUGCACGAGUCUUUUCUGAUCCUCCUCGGUUCUACCAAAAAGUUUGGACCGUAUCCCUAUCCAGAGAUCCUCUUUGUAUGAGGCGCGCAAGUAGCUUUCGCCUUCCACUUCAUUCAGUGGUUUGAUCAACUUUGUCUUCUCUCCCGUCAAAACGUCACCAGUGAGCACCGAUUGCAGAAGAGACUGCCAUUCAAGACGCUCCAGAAUGGCAGCAUUGUCAUCGGUGUGCUUCAACUGAAUAUCGUCGCUUUGAUUCAGUAUGUCCAGAAGAACUGUUGAGUCCAGUCUGUACUCAGAUGGUUUUUCCCACUCAUUAGUGGUCAUGCCCACCUGUUGACUCAAAGCUUUCAACGCCUUGAAUUCUUUGCUAUCGUCUUGGCUCAAGUCCUCUUGGAACUCCUCAAACUUAUCCUGUAUUUUUAAAGCCUCUGGGUCCUCAUCGACAGUAACUUCCGCUGGGUCGUCGUCGUCCUCGAUGUCCACCGAUUUGUUAUAAUAAUCGUCGUUCACCUUAUACCUGUUCUUGAACUUGUUGAUACCGUUCAGAUACACCAUCUCCUGUUGCUGGUACUGUUGCGAGUAUUUCGUAUUCAAGUUUGAACGCAAUAUGGAUGAAUGCGGACGCACGCCUUCGAUAGUCGCAGACAUAGGCCCCGAGGAGCCGUUGCUCUGAUUUGAGAAAAGGGUUCGUAACUUUUGGUAGUUGCUGUUUCCUCGACUAGACCUAGAGCUGAUUGGACCGGUGCCGUUGGUGAUAUAAUGGAAGCUUGGUGUUUUGAGCAACGGUGUUCUUUGGGGCUGCUCAUCGGGACUCGAUUUGACACUUUUCUUAGUCGGCAGUUGUUCGGGAGUUGUAUCCAACUUUCCAAUAGCUUCAACGGGCACGCCAUUGUUUAAAUCUGUCUGAAUUUUCAGCAUCUGGUCGGCAGUGUACGUGCCAGUGCUAUGUGGAGACGACAGAGGCGUUCCUCGUGGUGACAGCAAAACGCCUUGAGAGGGUAUUUGCAACUUUAACUUUGAUAGCGAUCGUAGCGUCUCGGAAUCUUCAUGGUGAGUCUCCUCGUCAUUCGGC